Molecule: messenger RNA, 1275 nt
Organism: Echinops telfairi (small Madagascar hedgehog)
Lineage: Eukaryota; Metazoa; Chordata; Mammalia; Afrosoricida; Tenrecidae
Gene: RNF32
Product: ring finger protein 32
Exons: 8
Coding region: 75-1175 (366 amino acids)
Molecular function (GO): protein binding
Source: RefSeq, a predicted model, not a curated record
GUGGGAGAAUCAAAGCCUGAGAUAUGCUGUGAUGCGCUGAUGUUACAGCUAAAAAUAGCAUUUCCUGAUUCAACAUGCUAAAAAAUAAGGAUCACUCAUCCAGAAGAGAUAAUCUCGCAAUAACUGCAGUUGCUUUACAAGAUCAUAUUUUACAUGAUCUUCAGCUUCAGAAACUUUCAGUAGCAGAUCAUUUUAAGGCAAAGGAACAAAAGAAAGAGAACAGGCCUAAAUGUCUAAAAAGAGAUGUAAAAGCAAUAGUAGAUACUGGACUUAAAAAAACUACACAGAGUCCCAAUGUGGAAGAUCCAGAAAAAGAGUAUGUUCUUGAUCCAAAGCCUCCACCAUUAACUUUAGCCCAGAAGUUGGGCCUCUUUGAACCUCCUCCAUUGCCACUAUCCGCAGACGAGUGGGAAAAAGUGAAACAGCGAUCCAUCACGCAAGGGGAUUCUCUGCAGCCGUGCCCAAUCUGUAAAGAAGAGUUUGAGCUUCAUCCUCAGGUGCUGCUUUCAUGUUCCCAUGUCUUUCACAGAGCAUGCCUUCAGGCUUUUGAAAAGUUCACAAGCAAAAAAACCUGCCCUCUCUGUAGAAAGAACCAGUAUCAAACCCGCGUGAUUCAUGAUGGAGCACGGCUAUUCAAAGUCAAGUGUGCAACGAGAAUCCAAGCCUAUUGGAGAGGACAUAUUGUUAGGAAGUGGUACCGGAACCUGAGGAAAACCGUGCCACCCAAAGAUGCCAAACUGAGGAAAAAGUUCUUUGAAGAAAAGUUCACAGAAAUCAGUCACCGAAUAUUAUGUUCAUAUGACACAAACAUAGACGAGCUCUUUUCAGAAAUUGAUCACUGCUUAGCUAUUAAUAGACGCGUUCUCCAGCAGCUGGAAGAAAAAUGUGGCCAUGGAAUCACAGAAAAGGAUUGGGAUAAAAUUCAAAUUCGGGCACUGCAUCAGGAGAUCUACGAAUGCUCCAUCUGCCUCACCCCACUCUCGGUGUACAAUCAUUUGCAGAGUGCCUCUCCCGAGGAAAGCCACAACCAGCGUUCUCGUGAGACUGUGCUCCUGUCUUGCUCCCAUAUGUUCCACCACACUUGUCUUCUUGCUCUAGAAGAAUUUUCCUUGGGAGAAGUGUAUACCUGUCCUCUCUGCCGCUCUUGCUAUCAGAAAAAAAUUCUCGAAUGCUGAAUUUAUAUUUAGGAAAAUUCUGGGGACGAAAAUGUUGUCUUAAUUUUGGAAGAAUAACACACGUUCUGGAUUAAGUACUAUAGGCUAAUUGAUUGUCGAA